Daucus carota subsp. sativus is the source of this 1462-nucleotide messenger RNA. Its product is annotated as B3 domain-containing transcription factor VRN1. Lineage: Eukaryota; Viridiplantae; Streptophyta; Magnoliopsida; Apiales; Apiaceae. The coding region runs from base 203 to 1225 and encodes 340 amino acids. Gene Ontology annotation, molecular function: DNA binding. The record is from RefSeq and is a predicted model, not a curated record. The transcript has 4 exons.
UUUCACACCAUGAUAGCUGCUUAACAUGCAUUUCGAUGGCAUCUUGUGAGGUCAUGAAAAUACUACAAAUGGUACUGCUGUUUCUUUCAACAAUCUUUUAAUGUACUGAGAUAGAUUUGUCUUCUGAUACAAAAAUUUAAAACCAAGAGAGUAUUCAUCUCCAUAGUAUUCUGUUGCAUGGUCUUAAGGUGAAAAGCUAUUAAUGGACAUAUCUGAUUCUCAAGCUAAGGGGCGCAGCUUUUAUAAAAUCUUGCUCUCAGAAAUUUCCUUGCAUGAUAAGCUGAUGAUUCCUGAAAAAUUUGCAAGGAAGUACCGGAAGUACCUUAAUGUUCGUGUUUGCUUGAAGGCUUCCAAGGGUGAAAUUUGGCCUAUUGAUUUGGUUGGAUAUGGUGGUGAGCUUUGGCUACAAAAUGGCUGGCCAGAAUUCGCAAGCUGCUACUCUCUGCGUUUUGGGCAUUUCCUGAUUUUUAAAUACCAAGGAAAUUCCCAUUUCGAUGUAUUUAUAUAUGACAAAAGUGGUAUUGAAAUAGAUUAUCCGUUCGUUAGCACUCUCACAGUUAGGGAUGAACAAGACAGUUUUAAUCAAGCGCGAUCGACUCAAGUGGGAAAAAGAACAAUGAUUGACAUCAAUGAACUUAAGGCCUGCAAGAAAACAAGAGCAAAUUCUGCAUGCAUAGAACCUUGUCAUAUUGGUGACUGUUGGAUGCGAAAAUUGCAGCACCAAAAAAUUGAAAAGGUUACAUCCGACAAAGAUCUCGAGGUGAAAUUGGAUGAUAAUGCUCAACCUCUUGGCAUGAUUGAUCAGACAAAACUAGAGCUUAAUCUUUAUAAUCCAAUGCACCAAGACAGGGUAACUAAGGGGGCCUCAGCUAAGGAUGAACAGAAUUCUACAGCAUUGAGCAAAGUUUCAGAAUCUAGCAAACCGUCUUUCGUUCUUACUGUUCCAUCAAAUCAGGGUGCCUCAGACCGACGAGUGGUUAUUGAUAAGGCUUUUGCUUUGAGGUAUAUGAGGAGGACACGAAAUUUCGAGGUUUCCCUUCAAGUUGAAGAAAGAAUUUGGGCUGUUAGGUGUACUGUUUCUGGGAAGAGGCACAGAUUUUGUAAAGGCUGGUCGAAAUUUGCUCAUGAAAAUUCACUUUGUGGGGGAGAUGUUUGUGUGUUUGAGCUGAUUAAUGAAGCUCAAAUGUUGCUAAAAGUUUGCAUACAUCGAGCAGCGAAGAGCUAGAAUGCUAGAUGGUUUUCGUAUCUGCUCAUAUGUUACCAAGACAAUGUCAUGAAUAAAUACUAUGCAAGGUGUUCAAGUUCUUGAAUCUAAGAUUUCUAGCACUUGUGGGGAGAUGACAUUCCAAUCGAAACUUAAUACAUGUAAUUUUUGAGAAAGAUCGAAUGAAAUGCAGGAUGUGUACCUGUAGUUUCAGUUACAAGCUCAUGCAUUUUGUGUACAUCUGCAAAAGUGUGUACC